AUGUCUUUUGCUGAAAAGAACGGCUGGAAAGCAGAACAUACGCAGUCGAUGCUAUUUUCUGAUAUUAUCGAGAGUGGAUUUGCACAAUUACUUUACACAAGACUUACAGGUUUUGGAAUAAACUCUUUUAAUCUAAACAUUCGUCAAUGGGAGAAAAACCUAAAAGCUAGGCAGUUAAAUAUAAAAGAAAAAUAUCUUAUUCCAGCAACAUUCAUUCCAACUUCAAAAGGUCCAACUAGAAGUUCUGUAUUAAUUACAAAUCAAAACGGACGGUUGAACGCUUUUGAAAUUAAGAAGGCACCAUUUCGCUUGUUAGAGAAUUCAUUGGACGAGGAAUUGAUUCUAUCAUCAUCAUCUUUAAUCGAAGGCAAGUUCUCAGCUGAAUUUAAAGAACAAAGACGAUUAAAUUUAGAAAAAGUUCCACAAAUAGUUCAACCCAUUGUCAAAGGACGAUCUCCAAUAUUAUUGCGCGACUCACUUGAUAUUAAACCUUUGCUAUCCAGUGUUAAUACUGUCACUGGUAAAGAUACGUCAGUACUUGGUAUAGGAUGGGAUUUAAUUCAAGAGUAUUUAGCUGUCGACUACCAAGGAAGCUUAGAUCCUUCUGUUCAGCGUUAUUAUUGGAUAAUAGGAAACGAAGUAUUAUUAUUAAUUAGACAGACUUAUUCUGAAACAAUAAAUACCCAAAUUUUUAUGGUUGCUGAACAACCAAAUAUAAAAUUAACAUAUUAUCAUGCAGAUCAACAUUGGAAAGUUAUAGUUAAACAAAACGAAAAACGAAUUUAUGGCGGUACACAAAGUCCAUUUGAUAAAGCAAAUGCAACUGGCUUUACUAUUGGUUGGAAACAUUAG
This is a messenger RNA of Didymodactylos carnosus, 852 nucleotides long. NCBI's taxonomy places the organism in Eukaryota, Metazoa, Rotifera, Eurotatoria, Philodinida, Philodinidae. The record is from the annotation of a GenBank genome assembly.